AUGAUUAGUAAAAUUCGGAUAGUAGUCAACAAUGAAAAUAAUGAUGACAAUGUUGAUCAAGGAAUAGAAAUUGACGCUUUCACCACCACUAUUGUUACUGCUAUUUCAAAAGAUAAUAAAGAUAAACAUUACCCAUCACGUCUCGAUUCACCUUUUGUCUUGUCUUCUAAUCAACAACACAAUAAUCAUCAACAAAAUAAUCAUCAUCAACCAAAUAAUCAACAGAAAAAUAAUCAACUUUUACUUGAUAAUACUGAUUUAUGGACUCAAUUUUAUCGAGCUAACAAUGAAAUGAUAAUUACAAAAUCGGGCCGAUGCAUAUUUCCUUUAUUAAGAUUCAAACCCGAAAAUCUUGAUUCAUCUUCUCGAUACACUUUUAUUCUUGAUUUUAUUUUAGUUUCUCCGAAUAGAUUUCGUUUUAAAAAGGGAGCAUAUUGGACUCGAUUCGGCGUAUUCUUUCCUAAAAUCAAACUCACCAAUCGACCACGUCAUAAUCUCGCAGUUCUAAAAAUGAUUAAACAUUCAACCACAACUUUUGAAAAUGAUGAAGAAUCUUUCUUCACUUUUAAAGAAACCACUUUCAUUGCUGUGACUCAUUAUCAAAAUGAAACCGUGAAUACUCUCAAGAAAAAUAAUAAUCCUCAUGCUAAAGAUAAAAAUUAUAGCAGGAAUGGUAGUAAUAUUAUUGACGGUGUUGAUGACGAUGAUGAAUUAUUAUUAACUUGUUCCUCUUCUUCUUCGGAUGAAUCCAAUAGUGAAAACUUUUUUCAAGAUGAAUUGAAUUCUAAUGAAAGUUCUGAAAGUACAAUUCAAGAAGAAUUUUCUAAUCUUUCAUUCAAUUACUUUACUAAUCGUUCUUCUUCCGAGAAUCCCAAUAAUAAUAAUUCUUCUUCUAAUAAUUCUUCUAAUCGUCCUUCUUCAAACAAUUCUGAUAUCAAUAACAUCAACAACAAUAAUCUCAUUAACAAUAAUAUUAACAAUACAUGGUGGAAACGGUCUUUUGGAGAUUCUUCAACAAAAUCAAAAAAACGGAUAUUACCAACCGAUGAAUUUCACUUGCGACAAACUACUAUUAAUCAAUUUGGUGAAAUUCUUCCUAAUCCUAAUAUGUCCACCUCUAUUCCUGCUUCUAUUUCUAUUGUCACCCCUAUUAAUAGAAAUACUAUUAUAACUCCUUGUGAUGAUUCUCGUUCUCAUGAAAAUAGAAAAUUGAGAGAAUUCAUUAGAGAAAGAUAUGGUUUAGAAGCUGAAAAAGAAGCUGAUGUCUAUUUUAAUUUUAAACAAUCUAAACAUGGUAAAGAACAAUAA
This is a messenger RNA of Diversispora eburnea, 1308 nucleotides long. The record is from the annotation of a GenBank genome assembly. Lineage: Eukaryota; Fungi; Glomeromycota; Glomeromycetes; Diversisporales; Diversisporaceae.